GUCGGUGCGAGCGCAGCUUCCGGGACAGCUCCACCAUGGCAUGCUCGUGGAGCGCGUGGCGGCGCGGCUCCGUGUUUGCCGCGCGGCUCGGAAAGCAGCACUGGGCGUGUCGUUGUGCGGGCCUGUCAGCCCGGUCAGCCCGGUUCUACAGCACCAAGACGGCCCCGCAGAGACCCGCCAUGGACUACCAGGAGGCCGUGUGCACGCUGAACACUCUGCAGACCAACGCCAGCGUUCUGCAGCAGGUCCGACGGGAGCGCAGCCAACCGGAGCAGCUGCAGGUCAUGAGGGGCUUCCUGGAGCGGGCCGGGCUCACCGUGGAGCAACUGGACCAUCUCAACAUCGUCCAUGUGACCGGAACCAAGGGCAAGGCCUCUCAUGUGUUUCAGGGAUCAACGUGUGCCUUCACCGAGCAGAUCUUGAGAAGUUAUGGCUUCCGCACAGGAUUCUACAGUUCUCCUCAUCUGGUUCAAGUCAGAGAGCGGAUACGGAUCAACGGACAGCCCAUUGGAAAGGAGCUCUUCACCAAAUACUUCUGGCAGGUUUACGGUCGGCUGGAUGAGAGUAAGGACGCCUUCGGAGGGACGAUGCCUGCUUACUUCCGUUUCCUCACCAUCUUGGCCUUCCAUGUGUUCCUUCAGGAGAAGGUGGACGUGGCUGUGGUGGAAGUUGGGAUCGGGGGGGCGUAUGACUGCACCAACGUUAUCAGGAGGCCGUGGGUCUGUGGCGUCUCCUCUCUGGGGAUAGACCACACUCAGAUUCUUGGAGACACCAUUGAAAAGAUCGCCUGGCAGAAAGGUGGCAUCUUCAAGUCGGGGGUUCCUGCCUUCACGGUGAAGCAGCCAGAAGACGCCAUGGCGAUGCUGAGGAGCAGAGCCUCAGAGAUGAGCUGUCCUCUGUGGGUGUGUCCGGAGCUGGAGGACUACCAGGCAGACUGUGGACCUCUGUGUCUGGGCCUGGCCGGGCAGCACCAGCGCUCCAACGCCUCCCUGGCCCUCCAGCUGAGUCACGCCUGGCUGCAUAAAAGAUGUCUACCAGAUCAGAGCUGCCCCUCCCCCGGCCAGCAGGACGCAGAGCUGCGUCUGGCGGCGCCCUUCAAGCCCAGCGCCAUCACGCUGAGAGGUCUGGCGGACACCGAGUGGCCCGGCAGGAACCAGACCCUGAAGCACGGAGCCGUGUCCUACUUCCUGGAUGGAGCGCACACCAUGCGCAGCAUGCAGGCCUGUGUGGCCUGGUUCAGAGAGACGGCCGCGCAGCAUGAACACACCGCACGGGGGCCCGUGGCCAGAGUGGUGCUGUUCAAUGCCACCGGAGAGAGAGACUCUGCCGCCAUGCUGAAGCUGCUGCUGCCGUGUCAUUUUGAUUUUGCCGUGUUCUGCCCAAACAUCACUGAAGACAUCGCGUCCUGCGACGCAGACCAGCAGAACUUCAACGUCUCGGUGGAGAACAUGUUGACGCGCUGCCUGGACAACGAGAGGAGCUGGCAUCUCCACAAAGGUCCUCAGCUGCUCAUCGAAGGCCUGGACCCGGUCCCUGAAAGGAAGACCGACACCCUGGUCUUCCCCUGCAUCCUCAGCGCCCUCCAGUGGAUCACCCAGGGCAGAGACCCGGUGCUGGCCGGCUCGGCCAAGAGGGACUUCCCCGUGAAAGCCAGCAUCCGGGCCAAAGCGGCUCCGCUGUGCGACGCGGCCGAGAUCCACAUCCUGGUCACCGGGAGCCUCCACCUGGUGGGAGGAGUCCUCAAACACCUGGACCCGGCGUCCUCCAGGUGAACGACCACGUCGACUUCAAACGGUUUACAUGUUGCUUUGUGGAAGAAAUCUGAGGACAGUGACUUCAGGUGUGUACCUGAGUGGGAUUAGCUCCCCCCGGGUAUCCGAUGCUAAGCUUCACCCAGAGCCUUACAGAUGAACAUCUCUCGUCUUACUUGACGCCAAAUCUGUUUCCGUGGACUGCGGCGCGUACGUUGCCUUCACUGACGCCACGAGCUCGGGGCUCGUUUUUACAAUAUUACAUUAAUUGCACAAAAACAGCUUCAUGGAGUUGAGUUUUUUGGUUAUCUACUUGUAACUCUAAACAUUUCCUUUCAUUUGGCCUUGACUCUUCUGUUUCAUACACGUUUCGUUGUCUUGACGUGUACAUCCCGUAACGGUGUUACCAGAUGGAUACGGGCGACUAAAUCUAAUUCUAUAUAUAGUAUUUAAAUGACCCUAACAUACAGUUAUUGUACCAUUUUGAAAGAUAUUAAAACUAUAAAGUACUCGGCCUAAUGUGUACCUAUGUAUUUGAGUCUUAUGUUGUCAUGGCGACUCCAUGUGAGGUCAUGAGUUUGAAUGGAAGUUCAUUCACAUCCAUCCUGUGACCUCAGCUGAGUUUAACCUCCAAAUCAAGAAGAAAAUGCACUUGAAUGGAACUUGUCACUUUCUUUAAAAUGAGUCAAUAAAAUCUAGAUAAUGAAA
Messenger RNA from Pseudoliparis swirei, 2459 nucleotides. RefSeq names its product folylpolyglutamate synthase (gene fpgs). Lineage: Eukaryota; Metazoa; Chordata; Actinopteri; Perciformes; Liparidae. Gene Ontology annotation, molecular function: tetrahydrofolylpolyglutamate synthase activity; ATP binding. The transcript has 15 exons. The coding region runs from base 36 to 1772 and encodes 578 amino acids. The record is from RefSeq and is a predicted model, not a curated record. Gene Ontology annotation, biological process: tetrahydrofolylpolyglutamate biosynthetic process. Gene Ontology annotation, cellular component: cytoplasm; cytosol; mitochondrion.